Styela clava is the source of this 426-nucleotide messenger RNA. Lineage: Eukaryota; Metazoa; Chordata; Ascidiacea; Stolidobranchia; Styelidae. The record is from RefSeq and is a predicted model, not a curated record.
AUGCCUCGCUAUGAGAUCGCACUCAUAAUGAAAGUUUUAGAGAGACCCGAGACGGUGAGCACCAUGAAAGGACUUUUGAAGAACGUCAUGAAUAACGGAAACGUGGUUCGAAAAAUACAAUGCCUUGGCUCGAGAGGGUUGCCAGCUUCGAAAAGAUCUGAAGGAGAGACGCACAGAAACGGAAUGUAUUUUAUUUUAGACGUUCAUGCACCCACUACCCAAGUUCAGCCAAUAAGGAAAUCAUUUUUGAACGAUAAAAAUGUUCUUUUUACGAAAGUGAACGAUUAUUAUUCCGUUUAUAAACCUGAGCCACCGUGUGGCGGAAUGAACGAGCCAGAUUAUGAAAAACUUUUGGAAGAAAAACCGAAGCAAAUGAUGUCGCAUCCUUACUCAAAUGAUUGGUCGACAGGAGUGACCAACUUAUAA